Schistocerca cancellata (South American locust) is the source of this 4461-nucleotide messenger RNA. RefSeq names its product interference hedgehog-like. Gene Ontology annotation, cellular component: plasma membrane; axon. Gene Ontology annotation, biological process: cell-cell adhesion; axon guidance. The record is from RefSeq and is a predicted model, not a curated record. The coding region runs from base 318 to 2939 and encodes 873 amino acids. Gene Ontology annotation, molecular function: protein binding. The transcript is spliced from 15 exons. NCBI's taxonomy places the organism in Eukaryota, Metazoa, Arthropoda, Insecta, Orthoptera, Acrididae.
UGCCCGCGACUUGGGAGUGAACGCGCGUGAUUCCGCAGUGCGUUCUGGCGUGCCGUCGCGACAAUUUCGUUUCGGCUGACAGUUGCUGCGGCUGGAAGCGCAUCGCUUCAGCUCGAUCGCGUGUCGUAUUCACCGUGUGCGCGUGGGUAGCAAAAUUUUGACGGCUGUUUCUGAGUGUGUGCGGUUUGUCGUCUCUGCUGUGGCGGCGGCAGGGGCUAUGAGUCUGGCUGCGUGAAGGGAGAAGCGGAGAGGAAAAAGGAAGGACGAAGCGGCGAGAGGCUUCCAAGACGGCGCGACGCGCAAGGAAUGCGGCCAGCAUGGCGGUGUCGCAGGUGCUGUGGCGGCUGUCCGCCGCGCCUCUGCUGUUGGCGGCACUGACCGUCGUCCGCGCUGCAGACAUGACGCAGCUGUUCCUCCGGAGCCCUGAAGACGCGGUGGCGCCGCUGGGGGACCGCGUCUCGUUCGACUGCCGGCUGCGCUCCGGGGCGGACCGCAUCCGCUGGAAGCACGCCGGCCGCUUCGUGUCGCACGCGCCGCAGCAGGCGCAGUCGACGUCGGCGUCGUCGGCGCCGUCGCACGCGCAGCAGGCGCACCCCGCCCCCUCCGGCGCCAGCGGCGGCGGCAAGGGCCGCGUGCGCUCCAGCUACCAGGUGCACGUCACCAGCUACGACCAGGCCGGCGACUACCAGUGCGUGGCGUGGUUCGGCGCGGCGGCCCUGGUGUCGACGCCUGCACAAUUGCUGGUGGCUCGGCUGGACCCCUUCCCUGGUGGCGACGGGCCCAGCCGGCAGGUGGAGGUGCACGUGGCCGUGGGUGGGAGUCUGGUACUGCCCUGCCAGCCGCCCCCGAGUGUGCCACCACCCGCGCUGCUCUUCUACCGGGACGAACACCGCCUCCAGCCCAGGAGCGCUGCUGCUCAAGCCGGACCAGGAAGACUGCUCCUUACUUCCCUGAGUGAGUCUGACUCCGGUAACUACACGUGCGAGGCUGUGAAUGACAUCACAGGGCAGCUGGUGAGGUCACCCCGUAUCUUCUCUGUGACUGUCACGAGGGACCCACCGCGCUCAGCACCCCGUUUCCUGGAUGACCCCGUCCCACUGCGGAGGUACCCAGUCAGGGCAGGUGAUAAUGUGACGUUGCCCUGCUGGGCACUCGGACAUCCGACUCCAGUGACGAAGUGGUUCCGGGAAGGUAACCACGAAUUGCACCCCACGCGCUCUGCCAUGGUUCCCGGUGGACUGAUGCUGACAGGGACCACACUGGAAGAUACAGGGCGCUACAAGUGCAUCUUGGAAAAUUCACUAGGUUCUGUCUCGCUGGAAGUACUGGUUGAAGUUUUGGAGCCACCAGUCCUGGUGAGAGGCCCGAAGGUGGAUCGAGUGCAGCAAGGAGACAAUGUUGUUCUCGAGUGCGAGUUUCGAGGGUCGCCACAACCCAACAUCACGUGGGUCUUCAACGGAAACUCUGUGACCAAUGACAGCCACAUCACAGUUAUCAGAGGAAAUCUUGCCAUACAGAAUGCUGACCUAAAGCACGCUGGCAUAUUCCAGUGCUUUGGUCGAAAUGAGCUCGGGUCAGUCUUUGGAUCUGCAAUGGUGGAAGUCGCUCCUAAUGCUGUUAGCAUAAAUCCAGAUGACAUCGGAGCAGAUGGCACUGAUGUCAGUGAUGGCAGUGCUGGUGGCAGUUCUGGUAAGAAGUCAGAGGGGCCCCACAAAGGCACCAAGGACCGCAGAAAGAUCAACCACGGCCAUGUACGUAUGAUUCCUCCCUCGAGGCCGCAUGUCACCCGCCUCUCAGACACAUCGGUGAUGGUGCGCUGGAAGGUGACCCCGAAUCACGGUCUGCCCAUCCAGUUCUUCAAAGUCCAGUACAGUCACAAGGGCCAUGGGGGUUCGGGAGGGGGUGGCAAGCACCAGAACUGGAUGACCAACAAUGGGGACAUACCACCCUACAUACACACGUAUGAGGUGGACAACCUGGAGCCCAACCAGACAUACCGGUUUCGCAUCGCUGCUGCCUACUCCAAUGAUGACAAUAAACUGAGCCCCAACCUGCGGCACUUCCACCUGAAAUCGGACGUCGGCAUGCACCUUCCAGCACCGACGCUGUACAGGACGUCUGCCCUGUCCCCUACGUCCAUCAAGCUCUACUGGAAGCAGUCAGAGCCGGCAGAGCUGGAAGGCUUCUACAUUUACUACCGGCCAGCGAGCACGGCCGGGGACUACUUGCACGUCACGGUGGAGGACCCGCAGGCGGACACGUUCGACGUGGAGCACCUGCAGCCCGACACCACCUACGAGGUGAAGCUGCAGGGCUUCGUGAAAGAAGCUGCCUCAGCAUUCAGUGCCAUCCUCACCCAGAAGACUCUGCCUCUGCCCGUGACAGAGCCACCAGUUUCCGGAGCAGACAGCACAGUGGACGGGGCCAACAGUGCACAGGUGCUGGUAAAGACGGUGGAGGCGAGCGGAGCGGGCACCCUGUAUCUCGCUGUCGGCUGCAGCGUGGGCGUGAUCGUCGUCGUGCUGGUGGCGGCUACCGUCGUCUGGCUGCUCUACCGGCGAAAGGUCUCUGCGAGGGCUGGAGAGCGAGGGAGUGAUAGCCGGGACAAAUUCCCAGAGAUCACGGCGGUUGCCAAGGGCGGGCGCGGGGGUGGCCAGCAGAACGGCCGACCCCCGCAGCGGCUGCCGCAGACACAGCAACCGCUGGCCAACGGGAAGCUCACCAUCACCACGAAUCCCCUGGCAGAGGCCGAGGAUGAGAGCCUGAUGGAGGCAGCGCGCAGCCAGAACAACAACUGCGAGGGCGUGGACCCGGCCACGGGGGCGUCGGUCCCUGCUGGCUCCACGGAGCUCGCCUGCUGGCGGCAGCAACAACAGCAGCAGCCACAAGCGCCGAUCCCGUACUCGUCCUCGAAUCUUCCCCCAGAAAACUACGUGUGAGCACCCGAAGCUGUCAUCACAUUUGUAGCAUACAGACACACUUGUAGAUGCAAAUAGUGAGACUGCUUCAGUACCGUCAUUUCAGAAAGUGCUGUAAGAAAAAAAAGUACCUGCGAUACCUUAGUGAUGCAGUGUGGUGCAGAUCACUUGAAUGUGUAAUGUCUGUGGCUUUCCCUUGGUGCACUGUGGAUGUACACUUAUCACCAGACAUGUGGUGUAUCCGUAAGAAAUGAAGACUAUGAAUACAGUGCAUUGCUCCUUUAGUAGCUUCUAUUUUGGUAAAAUAGUUAACAGCCAUAACUCCGUCCUGAAACUAAUCUCUUCCUACUGCAGUAACAUGGCCAGUGCCGUGGGCUGGAAGGUGCUUGCGAUUUGUGAAGGACACCUUUUUCUGGUGCUACACCUAUCAGACUUCAGCUUUCAGCUUAUUUACUCGAGAAGAGAGACUGAACCCAUGCCCACAGAUCCAGUUUGUGGGCAGCGUACAAAUGUCUUGUGUUCUUUACUAAACUGGAAUGUGUACAAUUUAUUUCAUUGUGUAACUCUUUUAUCAUGAAAUGUUUUUAGCUUGUGCCUGGUAUCCCCUUGUCGCAGUAGAGACUGUGGGGGGGGGGACUCCCUUUCAAAAUUUCACUAUUUAAAGAUAUCACACUUUCUUACUUCAGACAAUUAUUAAAUUGAGACUUGCUCAUCCUUCCCUAUAUUAUCCAGUGGGGGUUGGGGUGGGGAAUCAGUGGAGUAGAGUAUACAGAGGAAUCAAGCAGUUAAAUUCUAUCUCCAGCGAUUUUUUUGCAUCCACGAAUCAUGAUUCACUGAACCCAAAGAAUCGUAAGAAGUAAAGAGGAAGAGAGAAGAAAAAUGUUUGUUGAAUGCACAAUUCAGAAAUUAGAAGUAGUUGUGAGAGGGGUCAAUCUAAAAGUAGAGACAUGUUUAUUCAAGAUAAUGAAAGAGAAAUUAAUUUACAACAUAUUUUGGUAUCUUAGCUGUUUUUCUAUGUACCACUAUUCGAAUUUAAACAUUCAUUGUAGUGCUACACAAGCUUUCUGCACACUCAGUUGCUGUUAAAUUACUGACUGUCUCAUUAGCAUUAUCUUUCUGUUUACUGUUAUUUCCAUAGUGCUUUUCGCAAAAAAAAAAAAAAAAAAAAAUGCUUCAAUUUCAGAUAAACUUGGUAAUCACUUGGGGCCAAGUCUGGACUAUAAGGAGAAUGUCCAAAAACUUCACACUGUGCCUACAUAACUAUAGGUCAGUUAGGUGGUUCUUCAUUAAAAGUAUUUGUUCAUCCAGCAUUAAACACGUUACACCAUUUUCGAACUGAAGUUUUAUUCAUAACAUUUCCAAGAAGUCCAGUUAUCUGUGCAUACAUUUUGAUGAGGGCAGAUUUUUUUUGCAUUCAGAAACCAUAAUACACUAUGAGCCUCACACUUGGUGGCACAGUUACUUUUGUCACACAUUUUAGAAUCGGACAACUAAGCAGUAAACAGUUGUUCCCGCUUUUUCUUAGCAUCACACUGGAGCCAAU